Messenger RNA from Penicillium pulvis, 1056 nucleotides. Its product is annotated as regulator of G-protein signaling domain-containing protein. The record is from RefSeq and is a predicted model, not a curated record. Bases 1 to 1056 code for a protein of 351 amino acids. The transcript has a single exon. Lineage: Eukaryota; Fungi; Ascomycota; Eurotiomycetes; Eurotiales; Aspergillaceae.
AUGCUGAAGAAGAAGACGUUGGCGCCUGCCUUCUUCUGGAAUUUCUCCCCGUCCACCACUCCCGAAUUAUCACCUACCUCGUCGGACAGUGAUUCCGACGAGGAUAUGGAUUCGUCCGGCUCCCGACCGGUUAGUUUGGCCGUUUCGUCGGGAGCCUUUUGUCCCAUGCGACCAACCCUCGACGAUGUCUUGGCCAACACCGCUCCCCCGCCAUAUACUCUCAGCGCAUUCAUGGCCUACCUAUCCCAGAACCAUUGCCUCGAGACCCUCGAAUUCACCCUCGAGGCCAAACGCUAUCGGGAAACAUACCACGCCCUGGUCGAUCGGUUAGGGGAGGUCGCCGUCACCACAGAUACCCCCGAGGCACAGCACUUACAGAUGCUAUGGCAGCGGUUAUUGGUGGCCUAUGUCUACCCGGGUGCCCCACGAGAAAUCAACCUUUCCAGUGAAGUCCGGGAUACCCUCCUCGACCACCGAAACGCGCCCUUCCCGCCUGUCCCCGAGACCCUCGACUUUGCCGUGAAGAACAUCCACGAGUUGAUGGAGGAGUCAAUUUUCCUGCCUUUUCUCAACAGUCACACGACCUCCCCGUCCGUGUAUCCCUCCGAGCCUCCAUUCGCCGCCGACGAUUCCAUCAAUUUGUCGAGCACCAGUUUGGACGAACACCCGAUGAAAAAGGUUCGCUCAAGGGUAAAACGUAUCUCGCCGCAGUCAUCUGUCAGGGAUUUACCGGGUUCGCUGAGCCGUGGGAAUCACUCGUUAGGAGCCGUCCACGCUAUCGGGAAACGGACUUCGGGUGCCCUCCUAAGUACAAGUGGUGACUCCAUCGGCAUGGCUCUUACCGAUGAUUCGAGCCCUCAGUCAAGUCCCACUGCUGAGGAGCCUAUGACACCGCCGACCACCCCACCGGCUAGUGAGCCUCAUCUUCCCAUGCACAGCCCCAAGAUGCGUACCGAGAACCCGUGGAAGAAGAUGGGGAUGAAGCUGGGCUUCAAGAAGCGCUCUACCGGAAGUGCUUCUUCUCGCGAUCCCAAGAUCCUCGGUCUCGAUGACUAG